This is a messenger RNA of Zootermopsis nevadensis, 12076 nucleotides long. The record is from RefSeq and is a predicted model, not a curated record. NCBI's taxonomy places the organism in Eukaryota, Metazoa, Arthropoda, Insecta, Blattodea, Termopsidae.
GUCACGCUAUUAUGAUAUAGCUAUAUUUUUGUCAUCCGUGAUGUAGCUGACCCGUGCAGUUUACCACAUGUUGAUGUUAAAUCUAUUCUGUUCACUAGUUUUGUAAGGAGUGGUGCGAUAGUGGUUAUGGUAGUUUAUGAUGACAAAGUGUGGUUGUGAUAUCUGUGUUGCGUAGUUCUAAAUUCGUAGUACACAAAUGUUAUUAAUAACUAGCGUCAGAAUGAUGCUAAUACUGAUAAGAAUUCAUUAUUUAUAACCUCAUGUAUUUAUAGAAGUUGUCAUGGUAGAAAAUUAUAAUAUCAAUAAUAAUUUUAGAAAAUGAGCACUUCAGUACAAGCAGGUAGGGUUUGGCCUUGUAGGUUAGGUUGGUGCGUUUUUCCUAAAAGUUUAAUAAUUUCUGUCACCGGCCACAAUUUAAGCCAUUGAUUUUACUCAUCUGCCAUUGUACACAAUUUGACGAUUUUAUAAAAGCAAAAAUGUCAAAUGCACUGAUGCAGCAAUUUGUUGCGGGUCUUAAGUCCCGAAAUGCCGAGACUCGUUCAAAGGCAGCAAGAGACUUAUACCACUAUGUCAAGACAGAGCUUCGAGAGGUUUCUGUGGAAGAGCUCACCUCAUUUAUGGACGAUUUCAACCAUCAUAUCUUUGAAAUGGUUUCAGGAUCUGAUGUGAAUGAGAAGAAAGGAGGGAUUCUGGCAAUUGUUUGCCUGAUAGGUGCAGAUGUUGGUAACAUCAAUACUCGCAUCAGCAGGUUUGCAAAUUACCUGCGAAACUUAUUACCAUCAAGUGAUACUGGUGUGAUGGAAUUGGCUGCAAAGACAGUAGGGAAAUUGGCACUUGUGUCUGGUACAUAUGCUGCAGAAUAUGUAGAAUUUGAGGUGAAAAGGGCCUUUGAAUGGCUUGGUGGCGAUCGUCAUGAAGGCAAGAGACAUGCUGCGGUGCUUGUUCUUAGAGAAUUGGCAGUUUCUAUGCCAACAUACUUUUUUCAACAAGUUCAGCAGUUCUUUGACCUCAUCUUUAAUGCAGUUCGGGAUCCAAAAUCAGUAAUUAGAGAGGGUGCUGUAGAGGCAUUGAGGGCAGCACUUGUGGUUACCGCACAAAGAGAGACGGCCAAGCAGACACAGAAACCACAGUGGUGUAAGCAAUGCUAUGAUGAGUCCACAAAUGGAUUUGAUGAAAUAUAUACAAGAGAAAAGGGUGUCAAUCGUGAUGAUCGGGUCCAUGGUUCAUUGCUUGUACUCAAUGAGUUGCUGAGAUGCAGCAAUGCUGAGUGGGAGCGCAGCUACGAAGAACUGAUGGACCGGGUGCAGUACCAGCAAGGACAGCAGGCUAGUGACUGUAUGAGUUUGAUGCCCCAGCUAAAAUCACCACUAGUACUAAAGUCACAACAGGGCAAAGGGAGCCCAAUUGCAGUGUCAUCUCCUGUUGGGAACCAUCGACUAUCACUAUAUGAAAGUGCAGCUUGUCGACAGCUGAUGACUGAGCGGUUUGAUGAUGUAUGCAGAGAUGUGCUGAGCCAGCGGAACUCACGCAGCUCCCACGUCCAUCACACAUUACUAGCAAUACUACCAAGGCUUGCAGCUUUCAACAAAGAGAAGUUUGUUAAAGCACAUUUAAAUGUAUCAAUGCAGUAUCUUCUGUCAAACUUGCGAGGCCGUGAGAAAGAUCGCAGUACUGCCUUCACUACAAUUGGUUUGAUUGCUGUAGCUGUUGAGGAUGAUAUUAAACCAUAUCUUCCAAGGAUUAUGGAAGUUAUUAGACUGUCACUUCCUGCAAAGGAUACUCCCAGCAAGAAGAGAGGAAUGCCUCUGGAGCCAGCAGUGUUUGUGUGCAUCACACUGUUGGGGCAUGCAGUUAAAUUGAUGAUUAGGUCUGAUGUACGAGAUUUAUUGGAACCCAUGUUAGCUACAGGACUCAGCCCUGCCCUGACUACUGCACUUAGAGAACUGGCAUUCAGUGUACCACAGCUAAAGAAAGAGAUAUCUGAAGGCUUGCUAAGGAUGUUGUCACAUGUUCUCAUGCAUAAACCAUUACGCCACCCUGGAAUGCCACGCCACCUAGUGGUAUCAUCUGCGAGUUCAGCUGUGACAUCAUUGUCAUCGCAUGGGCUUGGACUGGAAUCACAGGAUGUUUCCAGCAUUGUGUUAGCAUUGAGGACAUUAGGAAGCUUCAAUUUUGAUGGUCAUUCAUUGCUACAGUUUGUCCGUCGAUGUGCUGAUCAUUUUUUGACAAGUGAACAGCAGGAAGUGAGGUUGGAGGCUGUUCGAACAUGCAGUCGAUUGUUAAGGCUUGCCCUACAAGGUGCCACCAGUCGGCAUUCAGACACUGUUACAAGUACAGUUGCUGAUGUGCUGGGGAAACUUCUUGUUGUUGGCAUUACAGAUACUGAUGCGGAUGUUCGUUACUGUGUACUUGAAUCACUGGAUGACAGUUUUGACAGCCAUCUGGCUCAAGCAGAGAACCUCAGUGCUCUCUUUGUGGCAAUGAAUGAUGAAGUGUUUGAAAUCCGUGAGCUUGCCAUUUGUACAAUUGGUCGUCUGAGCUGCAUGAAUCCUGCAUAUGUAAUGCCAUCUCUUCGGAAAACCCUUAUUCAGUUCCUGACAGAACUGGAACACAGUGGGAUAGGACGCAACAAAGAGCAAAGUGCACGCAUGUUGGAUCACCUGGUAGUGAAUGCCCCACGCCUUAUUAGACCAUAUAUGGAACCCAUUUUGAAGGUGCUUGUGCCUAAGUUGAAGGAGCAAGAGCCCAAUCCAGGUGUAGUGGUCAGCGUUCUUACUGCAAUUGGAGACUUAGCAGAGGUUAAUGGUCAUGAGAUGCAGCAAUGGAUGGGUGAAUUACUUGCAAUCUUACUGGAAAUGUUAGGAGAUGCAAGCUCUCCUGAGAAACGAGGAGUGGCUCUGUGGGCUUUGGGCCAGUUGGUGGGCUCAACAGGCCUUGUUGUGAAACCCUAUAACCAGUAUCCCACAUUACUGGAUGUUCUCAUCAACUUCUUGAAGACUGAACAGCAGCCAGUUAUUAGGCGUGAAACCAUUCGAGUACUUGGACUUCUAGGAGCGUUAGAUCCAUAUAAACAUAAGAUGAAUCUUGGACAGAUUGAUUACCAGGUGGAUUCCACAGCCCUUUUGUCCAUAACAGAUAACAAGACUGAAGCAGAGACAAACCAUGAUCUUACCACAAGUGAGAUGUUGGUGAACAUGAGUUCUUCAACAUUAGAAGAAUAUUUUCCUGCAGUAGCUAUCGCCACUCUCAUGAGGAUCAUCCGUGAUCCAACUUUAUCUCAGCAUCACACCAUGGUGGUUCAGGCUGUGACAUUCAUCUUCAAAUCCUUGGGUAUAAAGUGUGUUCCAUACAUUUCCCAUGUGAUGCCAAGUUUCCUAAAUGUGGUUCGAACAGCUGAUGUAAAUUUCAGAGAAUUCCUUUUUCAGCAAUUGGCUAUCCUGAUUGCUAUUGUUAAACAACACAUUCGUAAUUACCUUGAUGAUAUCUUUACACUUAUCAAGGAAUUCUGGACAAUUAACAGUCCAUUGCAAAGCACUCUGAUUCUUCUGGUGGAGCACAUUGCUGUUGCUCUUGGGGCUGAGUUCAAGAUUUACCUUCCCCAGCUCAUGCCUCAAAUCCUGCGAGUUCUGAUGCAUGACACCAGCAAGGAUCGAACUGUUACUAUUAAGCUGCUGCUAGCACUGCAGAAGUUUGGCAACAACCUUGAUGACUACCUGCAUUUGGUACUUCCUCCCAUUGUACGUCUUUUUGAUGCAGCUGACUGUCCGAUUGGCGUGUGCCAUGUUGCUCUUGAGACUGUGGACCAUCUGGCUGAUACUUUAGACUUUACUGACUUUGCAUCACGUAUUGUCCAUCCACUUGUUCGGACAUUAGACUCUUGCCCAGAGCUACGUACUACUGCGAUGGAAACUCUAUGUGCUCUUGUUGUCCAACUUGGACGAAAGUACCAGAUAUUCAUUCCUCUAGUCCAAAAAGUCAUUGUGAAACACAAAAUAAAUUGUCAACGAUAUGAAAUAGUGACUUGCAAGAUUGUUACGGAUACAACAAUAGCUGAAGAAGAGGACUACAUGUUGAUGAGGCACCGAUUAUCCCGGCACAAGAACAGAGAUAUUGCUUUAACAUCAUCUGAUACAACCACAAUCAAGAGGUUGCAUGUCUCACCCGCAAACCUUCAGAGAGCAUGGACAGCGACAAGAAGAGUUUCCAAAGAUGACUGGCUGGAAUGGUUGCGAAGACUAAGUAUUGAAUUGUUGAAAGAGUCACCAUCACCAGCACUGAGGUCAUGUUGGGCCCUAGCACAGACAUAUUCGCAGCUACCUCGGGAUCUCUUCAAUGCUGCAUUUGUAUCCUGUUGGACUGAACUCAGCGAGUCAUUGCAGAAUGAGUUAAUCCAAAGCUUGGAGCAGGCACUCAUGGUGCCAGAUUUGCCUGAGAUCACACAGACAAUCCUGAACUUGGCUGAAUUCAUGGAACAUUGUGAUAAGGGCCCACUGCCUCUAGACGCUCAGUUGCUGGGUGAGAGAGCUAUGCACUGUCGAGCCUAUGCUAAGGCACUCCACUACAAGGAGGAUGAGUUCCAUAAGGGUCCCAACUCACAGGUGUUUGAGGCUCUAAUCUCCAUCAACAAUAAGUUGCAGCAGAAAGAAGCUGCUGCAGGUCUCCUGGAGUAUGUGAUGAACCAUCAGGGUUCAGACCUCAAGGUACAGGAGCGCUGGUAUGAGAAGCUGCACAACUGGGAGAAGGCUCUUCAUUCCUACCAGGAGAGACUGGAGGAUAACUCAGAGGAUGUGGAUGUGGCGCUGGGACAGAUGAGGUGCAUGGAGGCUCUUGGUGAAUGGGGUCAGUUGAAUGAUGUUGCCACAAAGCAUUGGAAUCAUUUCAAUGAAGAUGGACGUCAAAGGAUGUCUCGUAUGGCAGCAGCUGCAGCUUGGGGUUUAAACCAGUGGGAUACUAUGGAGCAGUAUGUGAACUGUAUCCCUCGUGACACUCAAGAUGGGGCCUUCUACAGAGCUGUCCUUGCAGUUCAUAGAGGACAAUAUAUUGCUGCUCAGCAGCUUAUAGACUCUGCACGGGAUCUCCUGGAUACUGAGUUGACUGCAAUGGCUGGAGAGAGUUAUCAGAGAGCAUAUGGGGCCAUGGUCUCUGUGCAGAUGUUGGCAGAAUUGGAAGAAGUUGUCCAGUAUAAAUUAAUUCCAGAAAGAAGAGCAACCAUUCGUAAAAUGUGGUGGGAUAGAUUGCAGGGUUGCCAACAUGUUGUUGAAGACUGGCAGCGCAUUAUCCAGGUCCAUACACUAGUAGUCUCUCCCCAGGAGGACAUGUACACGUGGCUCAAAUAUGCUUCACUUUGCAGGAAGUCUGGUCGCCUGAUGUUAUCCCAUAAGACACUUGUAAUGUUGCUUGGCAUGGAUCCAUCACAGAAUCCAGACCUGCCAUUACCUGCACACCAUCCUCAGGUCACGUUUGCCUACACUAAACACUUGUGGAUGUCAGACCAAAGAGAGGAAGCCUACAGUCAGCUGCAUAGGUUUGUUCAGUCCUCUCUGCACCCUCAGACACUCCAGCUGAUUGGUCAGGAUGAAGAUAAACAACAAGAAUUACGCCGCAGACUCCUUGCAAGAUGUUACUUAAAGAUGGGUCAGUGGCAGGAGAGCUUACAUGGUAUCAAUGAGCCCACAGACCAUGAUGCAGCAUGGUACAAGGCCUGGCAUGCAUGGGCAUAUAUGAACUUUGAAACAGUUCUCUUUUACAAGCAACAGCAGCAAACAAAUGAAGUAGGAGGAACAGCUAACAGGGUCCAAGCUGAUACCAACCCAACUUCUCGUGCAGGACUUCCAAGUUCUAUAUAUAUAUCCCAGUUCACGGUGCCAGCAGUGGAGGGAUUCUUCCGUUCCAUUGCCUUGUCGCAUGGCAGUUCACUGCAAGAUACACUUCGGUUGUUAACACUUUGGUUUGACUAUGGUCAGUGGCCAGAAGUGUAUGAUGCCAUUGUAGAGGGAAUUCGUACAAUUGAAAUUGAUACAUGGCUUCAGGUGAUCCCUCAGCUGAUAGCCCGAAUUGACACUCCACGUGCCCUGGUAGGCAGACUCAUUCAUCACCUUCUCAUAGACAUUGGUAAACAUCAUCCACAAGCUCUGGUUUAUCCCCUGACAGUUGCCAGCAAAUCUGCCAGCAUGGCAAGACGCAAUGCAGCAAACAAGAUCCUCAAGAACAUGUGUGAGCACAGUCCUGUGUUGGUCCAGCAGGCAGUUAUGGUGAGUGAUGAGUUGAUCCGAGUAGCAAUUCUGUGGCAUGAAUUGUGGCAUGAGGGUUUGGAAGAAGCAAGUCGUCUCUAUUUUGGAGAACGCAAUGUGAAGGGAAUGUUUGACACCUUGGAACCUCUUCAUGCCAUGUUGGAAAGAGGUCCUCAGACCCUGAAGGAAACUUCUUUUAACCAGGCAUAUGGACGUGAUCUGAUGGAGGCACAAGAGUGGUGCCACCGAUAUAAAGUAUCUGGCAAUGUACGAGAUUUGAAUCAAGCAUGGGAUCUGUACUACCACGUAUUCCGACGAAUCUCACGCCAGCUGCCACAACUGACCAGUCUAGAGCUGCAGUAUGUUAGCCCAAAACUCCUAAUGUGCCGAGACCUGGAGCUUGCAGUACCCGGCAGCUAUAUCCCAGGACAGCCUGUGGUUAGAAUUGCACAGAUCCAGAGCUCAUUGCAGGUCAUCACAUCAAAACAGCGACCACGCAAACUCUGCAUCAAGGGGAGCAGUGGUCGGGACUACAUGUUCUUGCUAAAGGGUCAUGAGGACUUACGACAGGAUGAGAGAGUCAUGCAGCUUUUUGGUCUAGUCAAUACGCUUCUGCUUAAUGAUCCUGACACUUUCCGCAGAAACCUCACAAUUCAGAGAUAUGCUGUGAUCCCAUUGUCCACCAACAGCGGUCUGAUUGGUUGGGUCCCUCACUGUGAUACCUUGCACACGCUUAUCCGGGACUAUCGUGAGAAGAAGAAAAUUCUGCUCAACAUUGAGCACAGGAUCAUGCUCAGAAUGGCUCCUGACUAUGAUCACCUGACACUUAUGCAGAAGGUUGAGGUGUUUGAACAUGCACUGGAACAUACACAGGGUGAUGACCUGUCUCGCCUCUUGUGGCUCAAAUCACCGUCAUCAGAAGUUUGGUUUGACCGCCGUACAAACUACACACGCUCUUUGGCAGUUAUGUCAAUGGUGGGAUAUAUACUCGGGCUGGGGGACAGACAUCCUUCAAAUCUGAUGUUAGAUCGUCUGAGUGGUAAAAUUCUACAUAUUGACUUUGGUGAUUGCUUUGAAGUGGCAAUGACUAGAGAGAAGUUUCCUGAAAAGAUUCCCUUCAGGCUUACAAGAAUGCUUAUUAAUGCAAUGGAGGUGACAGGCAUUGAAGGAACAUAUAGACAGACUUGCGAGUCUGUGAUGGUAGUAUUGCAUCGGAACAAGGACAGUCUGAUGGCUGUGCUGGAGGCAUUUGUGUAUGAUCCUCUGCUCAACUGGCGCCUGAUGGACAGUGCAGCACCCAAAGCUAAACGGUCCAAGGCACAGACUGAUUCUUCCAUUUCAUCGUCCUCACAAGAACAUGGAGAUAUUUUGGAUAGUGGGGGCAGCCUUAGUGCUACUGUACCUAAGAAGGGAGCUCCUAGCAGUGUAGAAAAUGGAGGAGACGGCAGCCAACCAGAAGCUCUUAACAAGAAAGCAUUAGCCAUUAUCAAAAGAGUACGUGAGAAGCUGACAGGACGAGACUUCUUGAAUGAGGAGAUGCUGACAGUGCAGAAACAAGUAGACUUACUGAUCCAGCAGGCCACAUCCAAUGAGAAUCUCUGCCAGUGCUACAUUGGCUGGUGUCCAUUUUGGUGAACCCUCAUCAUAUUUUGUUUUCAAGAGAAACGUCUAGCAGAAGCUGCUACAUAUGUACAUAGUGUAAGAUGUAUAGGAUUAGGCUUGUCAACUCUUGAUUAUUCACAGUGAACAGUAGCAAGUUAGCUGAGAUUUGAGGCUCAUACAUUGAUGACUAUGAAGAUGGCUGUUUGUUGAGAUGUUGCAUCAUGUUGACAUUGAUUGACAUAUCAGAGGAACUUCUUCCUUCCAUCACUAGAGUGAUGAGGUAUUAAGCUCCUCUGAAAUGUCAGUCAGUAACUGCUAGACUAAACAGUGAAACAUCACAGCCAUCUUCAAUAGUAAGUUAUCUGUGAACUCUGCAUUCAUGUAAACUUUAUCAUCGUUGCUGCAUCCUUUUGCAUAUAUGAUAACAUUUUCUUCAGUGUUAUUAGUUAUAACAGGAACAAACAUGUGUUAUUUUAACUGAGAUCAAUCUCACAGGUUACACAAAUUAUCUGCCAUACCUUAAUAAUAAUUCGAAGAUUUCUGUCUUCUGGGUUGUUGCGCUGAAAUCUUCAUACUCACCGCUGUGAAAACCUCAAAUCUUACAUAAUAAUAAUUCCUUUGAGUUUUCUCAAAUGUAAUUAAAAUAUGGGAUAUACCCAUAUCAGGAUUAUUAGUGAAUAUAAAUUAUUUACUACUUUAAAAACAUACUUGGUAAAACCUAUUGAAAUCUAAAGAUGAAUGAAGUGUGAAUGCAAGAAUGAAAAUACUCUGCCUAUUUUUUCUAGGUAUAGUCUGGCAGCACUUUUAUUUGGUGCUUUACCAUCUUAGUAAAAUGUUAUUAGCAGACUGACUGAAAGAAUAAUAUAGGGUAAACAGAAAAAUCAUGAAAUUUGUGUAAUAUUUUGAACUAAUUUGUUAAUAAUUAUGUUUGUUUCUGCUAUUGGAUGGAAUUACUUCCUUUAAGUAAAUACAUAGGUAGAAUUGUUAACCUUCCUUCUCCUACAUUUUCCUUUCACACAGCUGCGUAAAUGUACACUACAAAUGAAUUUCAGAUAUAUUCUGGCUUUUUGUCACAUACUUCUAUGGGUUUUACUUCACUGAAAUUUAUAUUUUUGUAAAUAGUCAAGAGUUGACCAUUGUUAUUGUAAGUUAGAAUUAAAUUAACAAUAAAAAGAUUACACUUUUUUUACAUUCACUUUGUGUAGAUACUGGUCAUAACUAAUGUUUCAUUUGUGAUAAAAAUGCUGAAUGGCAUUAGCAAAAACAAGGCAUAUGAAAUGUAGAUAAUUUUACUGUUUGUAUUUCAUAUAUUUCACAUUCCAUGGAUGUUUCAUGGUUUGAAUUAAUUUUUUUUAUGUAAGUGGUGAUUUGUUUUGUUUUAGAACAAUAUAUUUGAACUGAUUAGGUACAUUACAAUAUCUAAACUUGUGACCAGGAGAUUGGUGAGCAUAGUGGAUAUAUUCCUCUUGAAAUUUUGAGUAAUAUCCUUAACUGAUGUUUCCUCUCCAAUGAGUUAUUAGCAUGUUGUGUGUGUGUGUGUGUGUGUGCACGUGCAUGCACAUGAAUGAGACUGAGAAUCCUAUUAUUGCUAUGUAAUUUCUGACCUUGUCACAUGAGUGUUACCAUACCAAUUCUAAUUGAAAGAGUUUAAAAAAGAUUCAUGGAUUCUUAUAAGAACUAUUAAGAUGUAAAUGGAGAUAUGGGUAGAAUUUUAACUUGGGCAUCCUGAAUGACCAUCAUCCUACAACACUUGUAUUCUGCAUGCAUUAUCUAACAGUCAACCCCUUCCAGUUAUGUUUAAUCUCUCAAAGCCCCUCUUAGUAAAACUGGAGGUUCUUGUGGUGGUGAGAACAAAGGUGGCGGCUGUCUUCUGGGUUAGCAUCAUCUAAGUUCACUAUUUUUCUAAGCAGUUAACAUACAAGAAAAUAGUUAUGCAGGAUUUGAGGUUUUCACAGCAGCAAUUUUCAAAUAUGUAUGCAUUGUGUAAAUAUAUAUAUUUGAUUACAAAGGCACAAAAAAUUGGCUUCUUUUCUCCCCACUGUCAAAAGCAGCAUAUAACAAACCUUUCAUACAUAAUUUCUCAUAUUUUCAAAAUAUAUCAUGUUCAGCAUAUAAUAUUAACAGAAAAAUACUAUGAAGAAACUUCAAGUUUUGAAUAUCAUGAAUUAAUCAAAUCAGUCAUGAUUAUGUACAAACAGUUCAUGGUUAACAUAAUACAGAGAUUGUUUUUGGAGCACCACUCAUUUAGCAUUUUAGUAAAGAAGAUUAUCUCCUUUACAUUGUUUCAUGUUGAUAUUUCUUAACACAGAUUUGGUAACAGUUAUAUUUCUUAUUUUAAGAAUUAAGUUUACUCUUUUCUUAGAAAUUUUAUAUGAAUAAAAAUAUAGAAGGCAGCAUUCCUACUGACAUACCAGUUAUUUAACAAACUACAUCAAAUGAAAGUCAUAAGUCAUUUCUGUUCUGCACCAAGUUGAUAUCACUACAUGCCAAAAGUAAUUUAUAAAGUUAUUUCAAUAAAAUACAUAUUUCUGUAUAUGCCCUUUUUAAAAAUUCUUUGGAAUACCUGCACAUGGAUAUCACAUGGUUACAUUAUGUUUUAGACUAUUAUCUCCAUAAGAGUAUUAAUUCUUACCAUUAUUAAAAUAACUUACACAUUGGUUGAACCUUAGUACAUGCUUACAAUUGGUAUGACUUAAUUGUAUUAAUAAUGUGUUUUAAACUGCAUACAGAAAGUAUUACAUUUAUAAAAGCAACAGGUCCUCUUCCAUUAAAGUUAAAUUAUGUAAGGCAAAUCAAAUUGCAGUCAAAAUAGCCAAGGAGUGAUCUGGAUCCCUAGUCUGUGAGAAGAUGUCUCACACAGUAUCAACUUUGUGAAUUAAUUUUUUGUCAGUUAAUAUUAUACAAAUAACUUCAUAUCUGCAAGGAGGUAUUGAGAAUUAUAAACUCCAGGAAUAAAACUGAGGUAGCACCUAGACAUCUUAUUAGAGUCACAGCACAUUGUCAUGUAGUGCUUUUUUGUUGCUGUUUUUUUUUAAAAAAUCUUAUUUAAUACAUAGUUUAUUCAUGCGAAAAGUUCAAUGAGGUGAGAGGAUGAUUGUCAGUAGCAAAUGGGGGGGUGCAAAGUAAGUUGUCAGUAUCAUUUACCCUUCAGUUUUUAAGUUUAACUGUAAAAUCUAGGAAUAUGUUAUUUCACUUAAUGUUAUAAGAGUGUUACAUAUGCAAAUUUUAUAACUAUUUAUGAUGAAGUAUCAAUGUGAUAAUUAUAUCAUGACUACUGUAGUGAAUAUUAUUUUCUGUGGCUUCCUUCACCAAGUGAGCCACAUGAAACACAAGACAUUAAAUGAAGGUAUCAGGUACUUAAUAUGCCUCUAAUUAACUCUAUGGAGCAGAGUCCUUUAGAAGCUCAUAGCUGCUAAGAUAGUAAAGACGCUACCUACAUUUUAUGGAACCUGGAAAUUAAUUACAGUGAUCACAAGGGCUUGUCAUUGUAGCCAAUCCUUAGCCAGCUGAAUCCAAUCCACAUCUCUUGACCAAUUAUUGUUCUUCAUAAUAUUCAGUUUUAGAAAUAUGAUAAAUAUAUGAAAAAGAUAUCCCCCUUAGCAGUCUUUUAUCUCUAGAGCAGGAAGGAUGAAAAUAAAUUGGAAGUAUUAGUAGUGUUGUAAUACUGUUCUAUGCUUACAAAAAAUAACACAGAAUUGACUAUUAUUUUUAUUAUUAUUAUAGCUUAAAAGGCAAACAAAUUUAUUUUCAUUUUUCCUUUGCAAAAUUACUAGAAAUUAUGUAACUGACACAGCACAUGUUCUUGAGUCAGUUCCAGUCCACCACCCAUCCUAAUAACCCAUUUACCUAAGAUUCAUCUUUAUGCUAGUCUUCUCAGUCUUCAGAGAGAUUUUCGCACAAAUUGUGUGUGCAUGCAAUAGCUCCCUUUUCUGAGCUACAUAUCCAGCCCAUACAAAUCUAUUUCUUAACACAAAAUCUGUAGUUGAUCUGUAUGAAUCCAAAUAAUGUUUGGCUCACCACCUUUUUUUCUUUUAAAGUGUUGAAUUAAAUUGGUUAUUUCUGUAGUGGGCACACAAUGGUAAACAUUAAAAAUGAGGAAAUUACUGAUGACAAAAUGUGGACAAACUUUUAAUGUAAUAUAAGUCAUGUAAAUGGUUUCUGUUUUGUGAAUAACUGUCACUGCCUAUUUUAUCAUGUCUGAUUACCAGCAUUUUUGUUAGAAAUAAAAAGCACUAUAAAAUUAA